Messenger RNA from Nannizzia gypsea CBS 118893, 1968 nucleotides. RefSeq names its product ATP-dependent RNA helicase mrh4. NCBI's taxonomy places the organism in Eukaryota, Fungi, Ascomycota, Eurotiomycetes, Onygenales, Arthrodermataceae. Bases 1 to 1968 code for a protein of 655 amino acids. Gene Ontology annotation, molecular function: nucleic acid binding; ATP binding. The record is from RefSeq and is a predicted model, not a curated record. The transcript has a single exon.
AUGCUGUCGGUACGGUCCGCGGUUGGGCCUAGGUCCAUGUGCCUGUACUGCCAGACCACACGCGCGAGUCGGCAGCCCAUCAGCGAGUUGGCGCUGCAGCCAUGGAGACAGCUCUCCAGGGCAGCUUCGACAGCCCAUGCUCGACGGAAGCCCUCGCGGAUGAGGCUGUCACCGAACGUAUCGAAGUCGGUGCUACCAGACGAGAAGUCCAAGAGGUCUGGCCGGUUUGAAAACAGCCCGUUUGGCGCCAUGAACCGGACCAGCGUUCGCCUACGGGAUACCGCACGCCCCAGAUCAGACGCCGAGCUGAGACGAGCAGCCAAACCGAAGUUCAGAGAAGGCCAGGACACGGAGAAGAGCGAAGAGUCGUGGAUGAAGCCUCUGAAGAUGCAGAUCGCCCUCUCUCCCGUGCCGUACAAUCGACGUAUGGCCAUCAAGGAGAAGAUUGCCGACAUUACUUCAUUCGACCAGUUCCCACUUCUCGAUGUUGUGCGCGAGGCCGUGUAUAAGAAUGCACUGGUGGGAAUGGAGGAUGUCACUCCUACACCCAUACAGCGCGUCGCUAUACCGACACUGUUGGGCAACAAUAACAAAAUCCCCGACCCCGCAGCCCAAACGGACGACCUUACGCCCAAGUAUGACCAAUUCCUGCUUGCGGCGGAAACUGGCUCGGGCAAGACUCUGGCCUAUCUUGUCCCUGUCCUGGACGCUCUCAAACAUGCAGAGGCCUUCCAGAAGGAACAAGACAAGAUCGAGGCAGACGAGAAGGCGAAGAGGGAGCAAGAGGAGAAAGAACGGCGAGAAAAGAACAACAUAUUUGAGUUGGAGUCCCCUGAACUUACAACACCAGAUACAUACCAGGAUGUUGCGAAACCUCGAGUUAUUAUUCUGGUCCCUACAUCUGAAUUGGUCAAUCAGGUCGGCCACUUAGUCAAGCAGCUCUCCCACACCAUCAAAUUCCGUUCCGCUCUUAUCAGUUCUUCGCAGACCCCGCGUAGGAUUCGGAAUAGCUUGUUCAACCCCGCUGGCUUAGACGUACUUAUCAGUACACCGCACCUGGUUAGCUCAAUUGCGGAGUCCAAUCCAUACAUUUUAAGUCGUGUAACUCAUAUCGUCGCGGACGAGGCGGACUCCCUGUUUGACCGGUCGUUCUCGCCAAUCACUAACUCCAUCAUCGAAAAAGCGGCGUCAACUCUGAAGCAGCUCAUCCUCUGCUCCGCUACCAUUCCUCGACACCUAGAUAACCGCCUUCGUGAACUAUACCCUAAUAUUCGAAGACUGGUUACUCCAAAUCUUCACGCCAUUCCUCGAAGAGUUCAACUUGGCGUCGUCGAUGUUGACAAAGAACCCUACCAUGGCAAAAAGUCCCUUGCAUGCGCCGACGUUAUAUGGUCUCUAGGCAAGGCUGGGAGCGGUGACGACGGAGAUGCCUUUGCUCGCAUCACCGGCACUCCAGAGACAAAACAUAUUAUUGUUUUUGUCAACGAACGCGAAUCAGCUGAAGAGGUAGCCAGUUUCCUUGCCUCAAAGGGAAUCGAUGCCGUUGCAUUAACCCGUGACACCUCCGAGAAACGGCAAACCGAGAUCCUCAAUGAAUUUACCCAGGCAAAGCCACAGCUUUCUGAAGAGGACAAGAAACUACUUAUGAAAAGCAAGAAGCUUGAUUCAGGCUCAAUCCCAUUCCUGCGAGACGAUGAACCUAAAAAGGCCAGCACCGCCAAGUCACUGGACAACACCAAAGUUCUUGUCAUCACUGACCUAGGAUCCAGAGGAAUCGAUACUGUAGCUGUUCGAAACGUCAUCUUGUACGAUGUCCCUCACUCGACUAUCGACUUCAUUCAUCGUCUCGGUCGCUUAGGCCGUAUGGGCAGAAGAGGCCGAGGUAUCGUCCUUGUCGGUAAGAAAGACCGAAAGGAUGUUGUUAAGGGUGUCCGUGAAGCGAUGUUUAGAGGACAAGCACUGAUUUAA